Benincasa hispida (wax gourd) is the source of this 4567-nucleotide messenger RNA. Its product is annotated as zinc finger CCCH domain-containing protein 44. The record is from RefSeq and is a predicted model, not a curated record. NCBI's taxonomy places the organism in Eukaryota, Viridiplantae, Streptophyta, Magnoliopsida, Cucurbitales, Cucurbitaceae. Gene Ontology annotation, molecular function: DNA binding; protein binding.
CAUUUCCAAGUGCCCUCUGGCCAGACCAGACCGACCACGCAAAGGCUUCCUUGCGUUGCCUUGCAUUCGCCACAACUUAGGGUUGUCAACUCAAAAACUCUUCCUCAAUCCUCAAUUCCCAAUUCCCAAUUCCCGAUUCCAAUUCCCGAUCCUCAAUCUCUACCUUCCAUGGACAAACCCCACGAUCCCCCUUUCGAUUUCUACAAACAUCAUCUUCAACCCGAUGACCCUCGUCCGCCGCCUCCAGACGCCUCCGUUUCACCCAAUUCUCUUCCCCCUCCUGACCUGAUGGACCUCGAUCAUUCCCGACUCGUUGGUGUUCCCGUCGCUGGACCUAUCCUUCCUCUUGAUUCUUCACCUGCUCCUAACUUUAAUGCUAAAUUGAAGGACAAGGUUGUUGUUGUCGAGAAGAGUUCCGGGAUUCGCCGACGAGGUCGUCCUCCUCGUGGUCAAGUUAAGCUCCCGCCGCCACCGCCUAGACAGAAGAAGGAUGAGGAGGAUGUGUGUUUUAUAUGCUUUGAUGGUGGGAGCCUUGUUCUCUGUGAUCGACGAGGGUGUCCGAAGGCUUAUCAUCCAUCAUGCAUCAAGCGAGAUGAGUCAUUCUUUCGAUCGAAGGCUAAAUGGAAUUGUGGAUGGCACAUAUGCACAAGUUGCCAGAAGGCUUCCUAUUAUAUGUGCUAUACAUGCCCAUUUUCUCUGUGCAAGGGAUGCAUUAGAGGUGCUGAUUACCAGUGUGUUAGGGGAAGCAAAGGAUUCUGUGGAACUUGUAUGAAAAUAAUAAUGCUAAUUGAGAAAAGCACACCUGAUGGAGAAUCGGUCCAAGUUGAUUUUGAUGAUAAAAGUAGCUGGGAGUAUCUUUUUAAAGUGUAUUGGAUUUAUUUGAAAGAAAAGCUCUCUUUAACUGUGGAUGAGCUCAUUCGAGCUAAGAAUUCAUGGAAAGGAAGCACUAUCAUGGACCAUAAGGUGGCUCCUAGUGAGCUUCUCGAUGGCAGUAUUGAUAAAAGCCAUGGGGCUCAUGCUUCGUAUAGAAGCCCAAAAUCACAGAGGAAAAGGCCUAACAGGCAACAAAAUGCUCCAAAUAAAUUUGGUUCCUUAGUGGACAGGCCAAGUAGUAAUGAGCAAAUUUCUGGAAGCACAAAAUGGGCAACUACAGAGCUCAUGGACUUGGUUGCACAUAUGAGAAAUGGUGACACAACCAGGCUUUCACCAUUGGAUGUACAAGCUUUACUGCUGGAGUAUGUAAAGAAAAAUAAUCUUCGUGAUCCUCAACAGCAAAGCCAAAUUAUUUGUGAUUUCAGGCUUACCAAUCUAUUUGGAAAAUCACGGAUAGGUCACUUUGAGAUGCUAAAUCUUCUUCAAUCUCACGUCCACAGAAAAGAAACUGCAGCUGAUAAUGUAACCUGUUCAGGAGCUGGUGUAGUGAUCGAUCCAGUUGAAAGCAAAGAGAAGUGUGAUUGUGAAGUAGUGGAUGAUUGUGAAAGAAAGCGUAAAACACGCAAGAAAGCUGAUGAGAGUAGUCAGCAAUUACAUGCAAUUGCAGAUGAAUAUGCCGCAAUUGACAUUCAAAACAUUAACUUGAUUUACUUGCGUCGUGAUCUGAUAGUGAGCCUUAUUGAUGAUGACAAAAAAUUUAAUGACACGGUUGUAGGCUCUAUUGUGAGAAUACAGAUUCCAAAUAAUGAUGAAAAGCAUGAUUUUCAUAGGCUUGUCCAAGUUGUAGGCAUAAGCAAGAUCUCUACACCAUACACAGUCAGUGAGAAAACAAUUGAUGUCAUGCUUGAUAUAUUGAACUUGGACAAGAGAGAGUCCGUGUCUAUUCAGGGGAUUUCUAACCAAGAAUUUACUGAGGAAGAAUGUAGGCGCCUACGCCGGAGCAUAAAGUGUGGGCUUGUCAAACGAUUCAGUGUUAGUGAAAUUCUGGACAAAGGAAGGGAACUUCAUGCAUUGAAGAUUAAUGAUCUGCUCCGAAAAGAGAUCUCUCGACUCACUCACCUCCACGAUCAAGCUAGUGAGAAGGGCAACGUGGAUGAACUAAGAGAUUUUGCGGAGAGGUUACAUCGGCUGAAAUCACCUGAAGAACAUCAGCGUAGGCUUCUUGAAAUUCUUGAAGUACGUUCUGAUCCAACUAUGGAUCCAAGUUAUGAGUCUGAAGAAGAUAAAGAUGAAUCAAACAAGAAAAGACAAGGAAGUCUCAAGAGAUCUAGAAAUUGUGACUUUGAUGAAAAAGAGGUGGAGCUUGUCUCACCACGAAGAGGAACCAAUUCAAACGUUAGUGGAAGUGAUGUACAGCAAAAUUCAACUAGUACUUCAGAGCAGAGUAGAAAUAUUAGCUUACUUACUCACGUAAAUAAGGGUGGUGACUGCUUGCCCAGUGACAGGACCUGUGAAACGUUGUGGGCAGGAAGAGGUCUUGUACCAAAUAAUUGGAAUGUACCUAGCCAGGCUAAAACUGCCACUCCUUUGUCCUCUGAUGGGAAUUAUCAAGUGGUCUUACCUGAAGCCUUAAUUCCGCCACUUUCUAUUGGGUUAGGAUGUUCUUCUAAUGAUGCCGAAGUGGAAAGGAUAUGGCAAUACCAGGAUCCGACUGGAAAAGUUCAGGGUCCAUUUUCUAUGACGCAGUUACGCAAUUGGAACAAUAGUGGACACUUCACUCCUGAUCUUAGAGUAUGGAGGAUAACUGAAUCACAAAAUGACUCUGUACUGUUAACCAACGCGUUAAAUGGAUGUUAUAACAAAGCAUCUUCCAUUUGGCACACCAAUCAUCUUCUGAGUCUAGGACGAGGAAAUGGACUUUCUUUGGGUGGUUCAGAUAAUCAUCAUAAUGGUCAAAGUAAUGGAGGUACUGAUUCUGGUAUGAAUUCUGUUCGGUUUGAUGUGGAUUCUAUCAGGAAUAGCAACUCUGAGCAGAAAGAUCAUAUUGCCGUUUGUGAUACUGAAAAUGAGCCCAUGAUGAGCACUGGUUCAAGUUCACCUUCUAAAGAUAUGUGUGCACCUGCAGAUACUGUCAACUCUAUUCAGUCUCCAGGUAGGAACCUUGACGAGUCAUUGAAGAACAAUAAUUCAUGGUCCUACCCAUCCCUCAUGAAUUUACUUUCAUCAGCUACAUUAUCUUUACAACCACCGGUGACUGACGUCCAUCAGGCCAAGGAAAACCACAGCCCCAAUAACGAGGAUCAGAAUUCACAGACCAUUACUUUGGGAGGAAUUCAUAAUCAAACCGGUCGCAAGAAACGGUCUAGUAGUGAGGAUUGUUCUAGUCAAUCUUCAGGACAAAACUGGAUCGCUCCACCUGCAGCAGAUGCUUCCUCUCGUGAAUGGAACUCUAAUUAUAGCGGUCUUUCUUUGAUGGGUUCAUUCAAGCCAUCAGAGAAACUUCGAGAAACUUUACCUGAUAUUCCUCAUUCUGACCUGAAACCGAUGACUGGAGAUGUUGAAAUUAAACAAUCUGCAUCUUCAAGUGUUCUUGUUCAGAAUUCUGGCCUUAGCUGGAAUAGUGCCUCAAGUUUACCGGGUGGACGACAGCUUCCUAGUCAUGUAGCAACGGGUGCUUGGGGGGGUGGGUAUUUGGCUGCACCUGCACCAGGUAGAGCUAUUGAGGACUUGAACUCCACUUUCAUAGCUGCAUCUGGUAUGAAAUCAUCUGAUAUAAUCGACGAUCACGAGACAACUGGGGGUACAAUAAAUUGGGCAAUUGAUGAUGAACCCGAUGACUUCAACUCCUUGGUUGAUGAAUCUGUCUCAGAUUUGUUAGCAGAAGUCGAAGCAAUGGAAUGCUUGAGUGGUUUGGCUUCCUCAGCGUCGAUGAUGAAUUGUAGCGAGGGAUUAAAUCGGGAUUCUAAAAGUGAUUGUUUUUUCUCGGUAGACGGUUUCAAUCCAGCAGCUGAGAUGGGGAAGGUGGAUGCAUUGAGCUCCACAGCCAAUUUGCAGUUUCCAUGUCACAUCAGAGUGAAAGAUGAGCAACCUUGAACUGCAGAAACAUCGACGAUUCUUCAAUUGGUAAUCAAGUCGAGGGAUGAGAAUCCUUGUAAUAUAUCACCGAACCAAUCUGAAACUUUGACAAACAAAACCUACGGGAAUUUCCCCAGAACUUUGGCUUAUGCAGGAGUAUUGUGGAAAUAAAGAUCGGCAAUGAUUACAAAUCCAAAGCUCGACGGACAUUUCUACAACAAAUCCUGUAAUGGCCCAAUGAGCAAUUGUUUUAACACGUCUAGUUCGAGAAAUCAAGAUUCAGUGUAGUUGUAGAUCCCCCUGUGGAACAGCCAGCAAGCGCCAUUCAGAGGCGGAAAUAGAUGGUCUUCUCCUGGGCCGCCACCCAAAGGGCAGCGGAGUCUGUAAAUAUAUAUUAUGGAGGAAAUGGUAAUAUGCAAUAGAGGGAGGUCCAUGCAUUUUUUUAGCAUCUGUAGUAGAUAGUUCCAUUGCUAUACACUGCACAUCUGGUUUUUACAUUCAUUAUUCGGACCAGUAAAUUGCUGUUUAACAUUGUUGUAAUUUUAACACGAGAACUUGCACAAUUAGAAGGCCUGUGGAAUAAUAUGCAUAUCAAUAAUACCUGAUUGUUUAGACUUUA